Messenger RNA from Lobosporangium transversale, 381 nucleotides. RefSeq lists its product as hypothetical. NCBI's taxonomy places the organism in Eukaryota, Fungi, Mortierellomycota, Mortierellomycetes, Mortierellales, Mortierellaceae. The transcript has 3 exons. The coding region runs from base 1 to 381 and encodes 126 amino acids. The record is from RefSeq and is a predicted model, not a curated record.
AUGUCUGAACGGGCAUGUGAGCAUUUCAGUCAAUCAAAAAAAGAGGUUUUGGUUGAGGAUGCAAAGUCCUUGAGUAUCAUUGCAGAUUUUGAGGAUCACCCUUCUUUACAAUUCCUCCAGAAUUACAUUGGUAUAUUAAGAGAAAAAGGCGUGAUCUAUUUAAAAAAAAAGGUGGUUGCAGAUCGUGGUAUUAUCAAUGGAAAAUAUCUUGACGAGGUGUUGCCUGACAAUGUGUCCAUUGAGGACAAAGUGCUUAAGAUCCUUGAAUACCUGUGUGGAUUUAUUAUCCACCCGCCGUUCCUGACAUCAUCACCCUCGGAAAAUGAUUGCCUUCAUGUCUGGGUAUCAAUAUUUGAGUUGUUUCAGCACUAUUCAUGCUAA